This is a messenger RNA of Amyelois transitella, 4585 nucleotides long. It is a transcript of the gene NGR-A3, whose product is annotated as G-protein coupled receptor dmsr-1. Gene Ontology annotation, molecular function: G protein-coupled peptide receptor activity. Gene Ontology annotation, cellular component: membrane. The transcript has 7 exons. Gene Ontology annotation, biological process: G protein-coupled receptor signaling pathway. The coding region runs from base 334 to 1641 and encodes 435 amino acids. The record is from RefSeq and is a predicted model, not a curated record. Lineage: Eukaryota; Metazoa; Arthropoda; Insecta; Lepidoptera; Pyralidae.
GGCGCCGCUUCCAACUGUGUUCACACGGAGCCGUGUAAGGCCGCCGAUACACUUCCGAUUUCACUGUGCGAUUGUCACUUGUUUGCAUUUCAAAAUUAAUCAACCGAACAAUAGAUGACAGCAGUCAUUUGUAAACAUAUGAUAACAAACAAUGCUUCAUUAAAUAUUGUGUUUUGUGGACUAUACAUAGUUUAAUAAAAUAGUUCUUGUCUAAAAUAAUUUCGGGAAGUAAACAGCUCAACACAUCGAAACAUCUCUCCCUAUCAAACGUAAUAGGAAAGAUAAAGUUAUGCGUCUAGACACGGUUCCCACACGAAUUUUCUCGAAGGAAAAAUGUCAGAUGGCGGUACCAAUAUAACGCACGCGUUGACCAACCUUUUCGAAGAAAUGUUACUAGCCACGGAGGUGGAGCAUGAAAACAAGAGUUCCAUAGAUCUGUCUCAGUUUCUCUCAGCUUUGAAAGAGCAGUCUUCGAAGAACAGUAGCCAUGAGCCCUUGGAUUUUGGGACGUUGGUCAAACUCGUGGAUGGCUGGAGAAGCCGGCUGAACCUGACGAAAAGUACCGAGAUAAGCUGCGACUACUGUGAGGGUAACUUCCGAGACAUCAUCUUGGCAUAUAAUGGUAUUCAUGGAUACCUGAGCCUUAUCGUUUGUUUCUUCGGAAGCCUAGCAAAUGCGCUGAACGUGGCAGUGCUGACCCGCCGGGACCUAGCAGCUGCUCCCAUCAACCGGCUGCUCAAGUGGUUGGCGGUGGCUGAUGUCUUCGUCAUGAUGGAGUACGUCCCCUUCGCUAUCUACAGGUACCUGAUUCUGCCCGGUCAACGCGAGAUGCCGUACAAGUGGGCGGCGUAUCUUUUGUUCCACAUGCACUUUGCCCAGAUCUUCCACACGGCGUCAAUAUGCCUCACUCUUUCUCUCGCUGUAUGGAGAUACGUCGCCAUAAAGUAUUCUGACAGGAACCAUAUUCUGUGCACAGAGCGGCGAUGUAGCACAGCUAUUGUCAGCAGUUUCAUCCUACCUCCAAUACUAUGCAUACCUACAUUUAUGGUCUUCGACAUUCACACGACCGUGGUGCUUGAACCGACGGGGCCGAUGAUAUUGUACUACGUCGACUCGGAUCCUGAAGGCCAGUUAUACCAAAUCAAUUUUUGGGUGCACGCAGUUGGCAUCAAGCUCCUACCAUGUUGCAUCUUGACAAUUAUAAGUCUAUGGUUGAUAAGAGAGGUGUACAGCGCGAAUCAGCACCAAAAGAAAGUGCGCGUGUACAACGCGUGUCCAACUAAUAAUAAGACAGUGAAAAGGCAAUGCAAAGCGGAUAGAAGAACUAAUAGGACGACAAAGAUGUUGGUAGCCGUUCUUCUUCUGUUCCUCGCUACGGAGCUGCCCCAAGGUAUAUUGGGGUUGAUGAGUGGAUUAUUAGGAAGAUGUUUCUUUAAGAGAUGUUACGAUUUGUUCGGAGAGUUGAUGGACGCACUCGCUCUUCUCAACGGAGCUAUUAACUUCGUGCUGUACUGUUCGAUGUCCCGACAGUUUAGAAUGACUUUCGGCCAGAUGGUGUGGAGAUCACAUCUGCACAAGUGGCCUCCGCCAACAGCUUCACAUUCCGAUGGACAGAACACAGCCAAGACAUCAGUUCCGUGAGGAAGGAUGGUACAAGAGAAACGCGCAAGUGUGCUGCAGCAGUUCCUGUAAAUAUUAAAUAUCAAAUUAAUAAUAUGCAACUUUAUCUAGAUAAUAAUAAAAAUAUGUUGUACUCAUAUUAUGAAAAUAAAAAUUUGUUAUUUAAUAUCCCUGUCAUAAAAGUUUGCAAAUUACAUGGGUUUAAUCACAGAAAUCUGAACACUAAAACGUUUGAUUUUCAUAUAUACUAUACGGUAAAAAUGGACUAGAAAUUAACUGUAUGCUUGUAAACAUAUAAAAGUACACAUUACUGUUAAGUACGUUUGAACUUAACUUACUAAACAGUAAUGUGUACUUUAAAACGAAUCAUACAACACUCGCAGUUUUUCGUAGUCGUUAAACUGUAAAAUAAAUCUCAGAAUUGAAAUGCAAUAUGAGAAAGUGUUACAACCAUCAGUUGUGAUGUCUCAUCCACCAGUAGAUUACAGUAGUACAGUUACCAGUAGUACAUACCAUUUCCAUAGUCUUAAAUUAUUUCCAAAAAUACUAAAUCUAAAACGGUUUUAGUUUAAGCUUUUAGAGAUCUCAAUGCUAACUUGUCAAAUUCAGGCAAAUGAACCUGAAUGGCUAUUUUUACCACUUAUUAAUUACCACGUUAAAAUAUAUAUUUUGUUGCAUAAAAUAAAAAUAAACGUCCAAUAUGCAUAAGCAUAUUUUAGCAUAAUAAUGAGUAGGAGGUAUAAAAUAAAAUAAUAGGAUAAGAUGGAAGUACCUAUUUUAUUAAUUAAGUAUAAAAUACAUGAUGAACAAAUAUCUUAUAUCAUUGCUUAUUAAAAAAAACUACAAUAACAAACUGUAGACUUCAAUAAGCUCGUUUGAAAUAAUGUUUACAGACUUUUCCCUUUAAGGUACAGGCAACUGCAUUUGAACCUACCCAAAUUCAGCCACUGUUAAUUGCGGUGUAUGACAUGCGGUUGACUGUAGCUACUUACUUUGUCCCGGAUUCGAUCUCCGGCCAUUGUAUUUUCAAAUCAACCUAGAUCUUUCAUGUUAGAAUAAAUAUGUGCCUAUUUAUUUUUAAAAUAAUAUCAUUUCCUGCGUAGAAAAGGUUUCUGAAUUAUAAUAAUACUACAGAACUGGCAAUGUCACUCGAUUAUUGGAUCCUUUUGACGGAAAAAAAAUAAUAUUACUCUAGCCUUCGUGUGUAUGACAUAUUUUCGGUCCAAGACAUCUUUAUUUAUUCCAAAGGGUUGAUGCCAUAGAAUAAAAAUAUACAGAAGGGCUGUAAUCGCUUAAAAUCAUAUACAUUUUCUUUAGAACCUUAGUUAUAUUUUUAGUCUUUGUAAUAUAAUCUAAAGAUAAAAUUUACUGUUCAUGUUGAAAAAUUUUCCUUUUUUUUGGAAAUCAUAAAUUUCCUGUCAGUUGUUAUGUCUAAGAACAACGAUGUACUCUGUCUAUUCUUUCGGAAAAGAGAUGAGUUUCUUUAUAUAUUAACUGUAAUGUCCAAAUAAAUUAAAUCAUAUUUCAAUAUGGUUUCCGCUGAUGUAAAAGGUGCCAAGUGUGUAAAUAAUAAUUAUGAAUAUAUAUAAUACCUAGUUGCAUUCUUUACAAGCAUAUAUUUAAUUAAAUACAUGAAAACAGUGUAAAUUUAAUAUAAUUUGAUAAAAUUUAAUAAAUGAUAUUGGUUUUAUUUUUUAACCUCAAUGAUAACUAUUGUUAUUGUUUAUUUUUGUAAUUUAAUCAUUGUUAAAUAAUGUAAAAGCUGCCAGUUACAGAAAAUAAAUAAAUAAACUUUCUUAUGUUAUUUAGUUGUGCUAUACGUUGUGAAGCUAUUUCAAGUGAAUAAAAUUUUAUUUAAACAAGGUAUAGUAGUAAUAAAACUUUAAAAAUUCUUAUUUUAUUAAAAUAAUAUUAUUGAUGGGUGGAUAUUAUGUAUAGUCUUAACGCUGGACGCCUCAAAACAUAUUUCUUUAUAUUUUUGUAGCUUACCUAAAUACAACCUCCUUUUCAAAAAUUUGCUUUAUUCAUCCUUGACAUAUUGAAAUGUCUUGACAGCUUACAUAGAGAGUAGGUAUCCUUUUUAUUAAACGGUUUUAUAAUUGUUAUUUAUAGAUUAUCACCUUAUGAUGCGUCAGUAAGUCUUAUUUUUUUAUCAUAUUCCAAUCACCAAACAGUAUUUUUUUAAAUACUAUUAAUUAUGUAAUUUUUUAUUUAUCACUAGGUGCAUAAAAUCUCCUGGUAUUUCUGUCUAUAUGUAUGCGCUAAUCUCGGAAGUUGUGGACAGAUUUUGUUCCUAUUUAAAAUGUUGGAAAGAGGAUUUUCUGAGGAAGGUUUAUAUCUCUAAAUGCUACCCAUGCGAAGCCGGGGCGGGUAGUCAAUAUAUCUAGGCAGAUCAGCUAUUGUAUAGCGGAAUUUUCAACGGAUCUUUAUAAUAAUCAAUGCAUGUAAAAAAGAAAAUUGGUCUUUCUUAAAUAUAACCUUACAUUGUUGUGUAGUAUAUUUGCUAAUGCUAGUCUAAACUGUGCUAGCAAUAACGGUUUAUAAUUUUAAUUUUAUACAACAAAUAUAGAAUAAAGAUAUAAAUAAAUAUAUUGUACAAUUUUUGAAGGCCCUAAUUAUGAUGAGUUACUUUUUAAAAUUGCUCAAAAGGUUAGAAGCUUUUUUCGUAUAAGUGGUUAAUCGGAUGUCACCUUAUGUGUAAAUGUGUACCUGUCUAAAAUUUAUAUUUAAUAUAUCUCAAUAUGAAAAAUACAGACUGUGUAUUACAUGUUGUAAGAUAGUGUCGUAAGUACUGUUACAUUGUUCGCUUCUUAGCUCUUAAGUGUUUAAAUCUCUACCUACCUUAAUUUUUAUAAGGUCUAUAUUCGAAGUAUUGGAUGUUUCUCUUGUACAUGUAUGUGUAACUAUAUUUUCUUCGAAAAAACAGCGAGAAGUUAAAAAUACAAUAAUAGUAGAAGUGCCAAGC